CAAAGGCAUGCGCGUGCGGCGGUCCAUUGAUAAAGCUCGCGAUUUUAGUCAGUUCAGUGCGGACUGCCGAGCGAGGCGGACGUGUGUGCGCGACAUCGCGCUUAUCGUGCCAUCCUUCCGGUGAACACAUCACCACGGCUGACUGUAGUCACUGAAGCAACGACCCCUCACUUGGACCCUCCAGCCAGGAUCACUUCACUGGCAUGGGUGAUGGUGCCAAGAUGACAUUGUGGUGGUGUGUGGCGCUGGCGGCGCUAGUGGCGGGGCAGGCGGAGCGCGCCGCCACGCCGCGGCCGAGGCACUGGGCGCGCGCCGCCAGGACCAUGGAGGAGCGGGCGCCGAGGCACUUUGUGGGGCCUCACGUAUGUCGCAGCCGCAACAGCACGCAUUGCUGCCCGGGGUGGACCUCCCGACCCAACUCUCUACUUUGUAUCGUCCCAAUAUGCCGCACGGACUGCGGCGGGCCGGGCGCCUGCAUCGCGCCCAACAUGUGCCGCUGCCCGGGCGGGCAGGAGGCGCCCUCGUGCCUGGGCGGCGGCGGCCUGGCUGCCUACCCUUACCCUGCGCGCACGGCGGGCGGGUGCCGGCGCAUCUGCAUGAACGGCGGCACGUGCAGCAACGCCACUUGUGCCUGCGCACCCGGCUGGACCGGAGACUUCUGCACCGAGCCGAUCUGCCGGGAGCCAUGUCUGCACGGCGGCAGAUGUAUCGCUCCGGACCGCUGCGUGUGCUUCCACGGACUCUCAGGCACACGAUGUGAGAUCGACAGACGAACAGGCCCAUGCUACACAGACACGCGCGGCGCGCUCUGCACAGGCGCACUAGAGGGCGUGGUCUGCACCAAGCAGCUGUGCUGCGCCACCGUGGGCGCCGCGUGGGGACACCCGUGCGAGCGCUGCGCUGAUCUCGACUGCCCCCAGGGGCAUCUGAGGAAUCUGGCUACUAAGGAGUGUCAGGACAUAGACGAGUGCCUGGCCGUGCCCGGGCUGUGCGGCGGCGGGCGCUGCGUGAACUCGCCCGGCUCCUUCUCCUGCGAGUGUCCCGCCGGCCAGCGGAGGCACCCGGCCACCAACAACUGCGCCGACAUCGACGAGUGCGAGGACCCCGACAUCUGUGCGAACGGCAAAUGCGUGAACACUGAAGGCGACUACUACUGCUUGUGCAACCCGCACUUCAUCCCUAGCCCUGAUAAGAAGUUUUGUAUCGACGGUCGCGUAGGCGACUGCUUCACGUACCUGAGCGAGACGGGCGAGUGCUCCGACCGACUCAACGUGCCGCUGUCCAACCGGGACUGCUGCUGCGGGUACAACAUGGGCCGCGCGUGGGGGUCGCUCUGCGCGCCUUGUCCCCCGCGCCCUUCUACUGAAUGGUCGCACCUGUGCGGCGGGACGGCAGUUCCCCCCGACUGGCGGCGCAACAACGGCACCUGGGGCGGGGGCGGCAACGGCGGGGGCGGCAUCAGCGGGGGCGGCAACAGCGGCGGCGGCGAGUGGGGCAGCCGCGAUCGCCCCGCGCAGCCGAUCGUCAAGAUAAACGAGUGCAUGCUGAGGAAUGCUAUUUGUGGAUUGGGGAAUUGCGUGGAUAAGGAUGUUGGCUACCAGUGCGACUGUUGGGACGGCGCGGAGGCCACGCAACAAGACGGGAACCCCACUUGUAUCGACAUCGACGAGUGUGCCUUGGGCUACUGCCAAGGCGGCACGUGCAUCAACAAGCCGGGCUCGUUCGAGUGCCGCUGCCCGCCCGGCUUCGACCCCGUGGAGGGCGGGCGCCGCUGCAGUGACAAGAACGAGUGUGAGAGCACCAAUGGGGGGAUGUGUACCAAUGGGGUGUGCACUAAUAUUGAUGGCGGUUUCGAGUGCACAUGCAACCCCGGCUACGAGGCGACGGGCAGCGGCGCGGCGUGUCGCGACGUGGACGAGUGUCGCGACAACCCGCGCGUGUGCCGCCGCGGCCGCUGUCGCAACUCGCCCGGCUCCUACCAGUGUCUGUGCGAGCCGGGCUACGAGGCCACCCCGCCCGGCUACUGUGUGGAUGUCGACGAGUGCCGCGACCAGACUGUCUGUCAGGGCGGCAGAUGCGUGAACGGCGAGGGUUCGUUCCAGUGCGUGUGCGAGGCGGGCUACCGGCCCACGCCCGACCGCGGCGCCUGCGUCGACGUGGACGAGUGCACGGAACUUAAGGUUUGUCGAAAUGGUCGGUGCCACAACAACCCUGGCUCGUUCAAGUGCGAGUGUUUCCCCGGCUUCACGCUCAGCAACGACGGACGUACUUGUCUUGAUGAGGUUCAAGAUUUAUGUUACGAGAAAUACGAAGAGGACCGUUGCCAAGGUCCGGGACAAACGCCAGUCACUAGAUCUCAAUGUUGCUGCAGUGCUGGGAAAGGUCUUCAACUUGGUUGGGGCGUGUCCUGCAAGAAAUGCCCUGAGGCAGACUCAGAGGAAUACAAGAUCCUAUGUCCCGAAAGUCCGGGCAAGGACAACGAUGGCACUGACAUUAACGAGUGCACUAUGAUCCCGGGGAUUUGUGCCCAUGGAGCUUGCGAGAACUUAGACCCUGGAUAUAGGUGCAUGUGUGAUCCUGGCUUCCAUCCGGACGCCGACGGCAUUUGUACUGACAUUGACGAAUGCGAUAUGCAUCAAUCGUACUGCACGGGUGGCCAGUGCCGCAACACAGCCGGCUCCUUCACGUGCGUGUGUCCGCCGGGCACGCGGCACGAGCCCGAGGCGCAGUUGUGUCGCGACGUGGACGAGUGCGGUGAGCCCCACGUGACCGAGGUCUCCGGCCGCGGCGAUAUACCCGCGCUGUUCCUGCAGCCAGGAGCGACGUCCAAUCCGUGCGACAAUGGCCGCUGCAUCAACACUCACGGCGGCUACGAGUGCGAGUGUGAACCAGGAUUCGUGUUGGAUGCUAGCGCCAGACAUUGCCUUGACAACCGCCGCGGCUCGUGCUGGCGCCGCGUGGUAGAAGGGCAGUGCGAGGCGGCGGCGCCGGGCACGCUGCUGCGCCAGGAGUGCUGCUGCAGCGUGGGGCUGGCGUGGGGCUCCCCCUGCGAGCCCUGUGACGUCGAGCACUGCCCGUGCCCUAAGGGCUUCGCUAAGUUGGACGGUGCGACGUGCCGCGACGUGGACGAGUGCGCGCUGGACGCGGAGCUGUGCGCGGGCGGCGAGUGCGUCAACACGGACGGCUCCUACCGCUGCGAGUGUCCGCGCGGACUCACGCUCGACCCUACUGGUAACCGCUGCACAGACACUCGCGUGGAAACAUGCUACGCAGUCUACAGCGGCGGGCGCUGCUCGUCUCCUCUACAGGGGGCCGCGGGGGGCGCGGGGGGCGGGGCGCUGCGGGCCGUGUGCUGCUGCUCGUCGCUGGGCAAGGCGUGGGGGGAUAACCGAUGCGAGCCGUGUCCUAGACGAGGAACCGACGCCUACCGCGACCUCUGCAUAUCCGACGCGGAUGGCGGCACCACCAUCUGGGAGCGACCUAAUGGACCCGGCGGGGUUGGCUUCAACGGCACCAACAUUUGGAACCAAGCUGGCGGAGGGGUUGGCCCAAACGACGGCGGAGACUUGUGGGGCAAUAACUUCGGGAAUGGCAGUGAUGGCGGUUGGGGCAGUGGCACUGGGAAUGGAUUGGUUCCAGGGCAUAUGGAUGUGAAUGAGUGUGCGGCCUUUCCAGGGUUGUGUGGGCACGGGAGGUGCAGAAAUAUGCCGGGCACGUUCACUUGUGACUGUUUCCCGGGUUAUGAACAGGACUCAAACAACCACACCUGCGUGGACGUGGACGAGUGCUCCAUAGUGGACGACGUGUGCGGCGCGGGCACGUGUCACAACACGCCCGGCGCCUUCACCUGUCUGUGCCUGCCCGGGCACACGCCCGACCCGCUCAGCAAAGUGUGUGUGGGUGAGUUGUCUCAUAUGUUGAGUGGUGUGGACGUGGACGAGUGCUCCAUAGUGGACGACGUGUGCGGCGCAGGGACGUGUCACAACACGCCCGGCGCCUUCACCUGUCUGUGCCUGCCCGGGCACACGCCCGACCCGCUCAGCAAAGUGUGUGUGGGUGAGUUGUCUCAUAUGUUGAGUGGUGUGGACGUGGACGAGUGCUCCAUAGUGGACGACGUGUGCGGCGCGGGGACGUGUCACAACACGCCCGGCGCCUUCACCUGUCUGUGCCUGCCCGGGCACACGCCCGACCCGCUCAGCAAAGUGUGUGUGGACAUAGACGAGUGUGCAGAAAACCGCCUGCUCUGCCGCGGCGGGCGCUGCGUCAACACGGCCGGGUCGUUCCGCUGCGAGUGCGGGCCUGGGAUGGAAUUAGCCCCGGACAGAAUGUCUUGUAAAGACGUGGACGAGUGUUCUAUAACCAGCGGGAUAUGCUCUAACGGAGCGUGCGAGAAUCUGAUGGGGACGUAUCAGUGCGUUUGUGAUGACGGUUACGCCCAGUCGAGUGUGAAGUCCCACUGUGAAGACAUCGACGAAUGCUCCGAGGACCCGACACGAUGUGAACACGAGUGCAUCAACACGCCCGGCUCUUACCACUGCAAGUGCCGCGAGGGCUGGCACCUCCGCGCGGACGGGCGCUCGUGCCGCGACGUGGACGAGUGCGCGUCCGGCACCCGGCCCUGCGGCGGCGGCGACUGUCGCAAUACUCCCGGGUCGUACAGAUGCACCUGCGGGGAGGGGCUACUCCCGUCGCCGGAGGGGGCGAAGCCGACGUGUGUCGACGUUGACGAGUGUGCUGAGAUCCCAGACUUAUGCGGCGCGGGCGAGUGCCGCAACACAAUCGGCAGCUUCUUCUGCCGCUGCAGCCCCGGCUACUCCGUGCGGCCGGAGCAGGGCCCCGCCUGUAUGGACGACGACGAGUGCGAGCUGGGCACGUGCGACUGUCACCCGCGCGCCGACUGUGUCAACCUGCCGGGUUCGUUCCAAUGCCGCUGCCGCGAAGGCUGGCGCGGCGACGGGUUCGAGUGCGAGGACAUCGACGAAUGUGUGACCAACAAUGGCGGCUGUCAUCCACGGGCCACUUGCCGCAAUACUGAUGGAAGCUUUAACUGUCUGUGUGAUACUGGAUAUAAGGGAGAUGGCUACCAAUGCGUGGACAUAGACGAGUGCGCGAACGACCCGACGCUGUGCGAGAACGGGCACUGCGGCAACACCGCCGGCGGCUACGAGUGCGACUGCGACAUCGGCUUCACCAAGUCGCCCGACGGACGCUCCUGUCUCGACCUGGACGAGUGUGCGACGUUCCACAACGUGUGUGUGUUCGGUCGCUGCGAGAACACUUACGGCAUGUUCAAGUGUAUCUGCGACAAGGGAUACCAGCCGGAUAGCGUUGAUGAACUGAUGCCGGGCUUCAACUGCACGGACGUGGACGAGUGUCUGUCCCCGCAGUCGUGCCAGUACGGGCAGUGCGUCAACACGCCCGGCGCCUACCUGUGCCGGUGCCCGCCCAACCACGACCUGGUGUCUGAGGGGACCGCCUGCUUCGACCCCCGCCGCGCCCGCUGCUACGGCAAGGUGGACCUGCGCUCCGGCGCCGAGCAGUGCCGCGACAGCGACGAGCUCUCUGAGGACGGCAGCAUGGCGGCUUGCUGCUGCUCUGUGGGCGCGGCGUGGGGCAACUACUGCGACCUGUGUCCGGAGCCGGGCUCGGAGGAGUUCCGCCAGCUGUGCCCCGGCGGGCCCGGCUACCAGCCCGUGUUGGAGCCCCCAUCCUACGUGGUAACCCUGGCGGACAUCGACGAGUGCACCCAACACCCGGCCCUCUGUGAACAUGGGACUUGCACCAACACGUUCGGCUCCUACGUCUGUACCUGCGGCGAGGGCUGGCAGCUCUCUGAUGAUGAGCAGAAGUGUGAAGAUAUAGAUGAAUGUAUGCGGCCCGAUGUCUGCGGCCCAGGAGUUUGCAGGAAUCUUCCUGGGAGCUAUGUUUGUCUUUGUCCGGAGGGCUAUGUACCGAUGCCUUCAGGAAAGGAAUGCGUGGACGUGCGCCAGAGACAGUGCUACAUGGAGUGGGACGACGACUCGGGCCGCUGCAGCAGCGCGGUGGGCGUCCCACAGACCAAGUACCUGUGCUGCUGCUCCGUGGGCCGGGCGUGGGGCGCCCCCUGCGAGGCUUGCCCGGACAAGAGUUCCCAAGAGCACAUAACCCUGUGCGGCGCUAAACCCGGCGAAUACAUCAACCCGAUGACGAAUGAGACGAAGCAGAUCGACGAGUGUUCCAUCAUGCCGCAGCUGUGCAAGCCCGGAGCAUGUCAUGAUACUAGCACUGGCUUCCAGUGUGCUUGCGAGCAUGGCUACGAACACGACAACACGUCACACUUAUGCCGCGACAUCGACGAGUGUCUGUCGACACACGCGCCGUGCCGCGGCCUGGCGCAGUGCGUCAACCUGCCCGGGGCCUACGAGUGUCGCUGCCCCGCCGGUUACCGCAGGACUCCCUCUCAGGAUGAGUGUGAAGACGUGGACGAAUGCGCGGAUGAGAAGAUAUGCGAACACGGCGUCUGCAGAAACACUGUCGGAUCCUACAGAUGCGAGUGCGCGCCGGGCUACACGCUCCGCGACAACUCGUGCCGCGACGUGGACGAGUGCGCGCGGCCGCGGCCCGUGUGCCGCAACGGCACCUGCGAGAACCUGCCCGGGAGCUACGCCUGCCACUGUGACGAGGGGUUCAAGCCCGGGGCUAAUAAUGAUUGUAUUGACAUAAACGAGUGCCGCGAGGGCGGCAUGGUGUGCCGCAACGGGCGCUGCCGCAACACGCCCGGCUCGUUCCAGUGCGCCUGCGCCGCCGGCUACACCCUCGCCGCUGACGGACGCAACUGUCGCGAUGUAGAUGAGUGUUUGGAGCUGCCGGAGCCUUGUGGAGAGAAGGGGUCGCCUGUUUGUACUAAUACUAAUGGCGGCUACGAGUGCUCGUGCGGGCCGGGCUGGCGGCUGGCGGGCAAGCGCUGCGUGGACCGCGACGAGUGUAGAGAGAGCCACGACGCCUGCGCCGGCGGCGAGUGCCACAACUUCGAUGGGGGUUUCCGCUGCGAGUGUCCCCAAGGCUGGCGCUUCGACAAGGACGCGAUGGUGUGUGUGGACGAGCGCCGGGAGCUGUGCUACGACGCCUGGGAGGCGGGCCGCUGCCACAGAGCCAGGCCGCUGCAGCUGGGCAAGCCCGAGUGCUGCUGCUCUGAAGGCGCUGCGUGGGGCCGCUACUGCGAGCGCUGCCCGCCGCAGGACUCGCCCGAGUUCCUGCGCAUCUGCCAGGGCGGCAUGGGCCGGCCCAACCUCACUCAGGACCUAGACGAGUGUGCGGUCCGGCCGGACGUGUGCCGCGGCGGGCGCUGCAUCAACACGGACGGCUCGUACCGCUGCCAGUGCGGGCCCGGGCGCGUGCUGGACGCGGCGCGCGCCUGCGUGGACGACGACGAGUGCGCUAGAGACCCCCGGAUAUGCGGGGACGGGACCUGCACGAAUACCCCCGGGGGGUAUGAAUGCAGGUGUAACCAUGGGUUCACGCAGGGCAGUGAUCAGACAUGCGUAGACAUAGACGAGUGCCUCGAAGGCCGCGCCGCCUGCGCGUUCCGCUGCCACAACACGCUGGGCUCCUUCCGCUGCACGUGCCCGUUCGGGUACGCCCUGGCUGCCGACGGCGUUCACUGCAGGGACGUGGACGAGUGUGAUAAUGAACAGCCCGUGUGUGCCCAUGCGUGCGAGAAUGUCGUGGGGAGCUAUAUCUGCAAGUGUCCUGAAGGCUACAGAAAGACGCUAGCUCCGCAAGAGUCCCCGGACGCUUGUGAAGACGUCGACGAGUGCUCCGAACAGCCGGACCGCUGUUCGCCCGGCGUGUGCAUCAACACUGAGGGCGGGUACGCCUGCGACUGUGACGCCGGCUGGGAGCCCAGUGAGGAUGGGAAGAGUUGUAUAGACCGUCGCACCGGCAGCUGCCACCGCUCGCUGGUGUCGGGGCGCUGCGUGCCCGAGCCCCGCGCCCGCGCCUCCACGCCCGCCGCGCCCGCGAACGUCACCAAGGCGCAAUGUUGCUGCACCCUCGGCGCAGCCUGGGGCCCCGAGUGCGAGAUCUGCCCGGCGCCCGGCACCCAGGACCGCAUGGACCUCUGUUCCCCCACCAGCAUCAUGCAUACCGGCGGUGGUAGUAGCCCCGACGGCGGUAUCACCGGGGGAUUCGAUCUAGGCGGUGCUAUCGAUGUGUUUGGGGAUAUAGAUGAGUGCGCCGCCAUGCCGGGCCUUUGCGCGCCCGGACGAUGUGUUAAUACUAUUGGCAGUUUCCGCUGCGUCUGCGGUAGCGGCUACAAGCCAGCCGGUGAGAUAUGCGCGGAUAUAGACGAGUGCGCGGCGCGGCCCUCGCCUUGUGGCCAUCUCUGCAAGAACACCGAGGGCUCGUAUGAGUGUCUGUGCCGGCCUGGUUAUGAGGUGGACGAGGACGGCGCGGAAUGCCGCGACAUCGACGAGUGCGCCCGAGGGAAGCACACCUGCCAACAGAACUGCAGCAACACGGACGGCUCCUACUCGUGCUCCUGCCAGGAGGGCUACGAGACCAGGGGGGACGCGUGUGUCGACAUAAACGAGUGCCUAGAAGAAGGCAUCUGCCCCGCCCCCGGUAAAUGCGUGAACCUGCUCGGCGCCUACCGCUGCGUGUGCCCGCGCGGGUACCGGCUGGACGCGGGGGGGGCGUGCGUGGACCGCGACGAGUGCGAGCUGGGCCGCUGCCAGGCCUGCCGGAACUACGCCGGCGGCUUCCGCUGCGACUGUCCCCCAGGCACAAUCCGCUCAGCCGGCACGUGCGUCCCGCGCGACAUGUGCGCGGACGCCCCGUGCGGGGGCGCGGCGUGCUUCGCGCUCGGCGGCGCCUACCGCUGCGGGUGCCCCGCCGGGUACGCCUGGGAUAAUGCUCAUGGGGUGUGCUUGCAGAUGGCGGGCGGGUGCGCGGCGUCCAGCUGCCUGUUCGGCUGUUCGGCGCUGGGCGACAGCUACCAGUGCGGCUGCCCCGCGGGCUACGAGCUGGUCGGCGCGGGCCACUGUCUACAGGCGUUGGACAGCGGUCUCCCGCCGGACGACAUCGGCGACGUGCCCGUGUUCCCCGUGCGGGACCAGUACCGCACCGGACAUAACGACCUCAUCUCUACUGAGGGCUGCUUCAGUUGCAAGAUGAACGCGCGCCACCGCCGCGCGCCGGACGAGGGCAUCGUGUUCGCCAACGGCACCACCGUGCUGCGCCGGCGCAGGCGGCGACGCACUAGACGUCGCCGCGCCCUCUCCGAGCCGGAAGCGGAACUGCUAAUAGUAACCGCCACGCCGCAGCAGACGUGGGCGCGGGCGCCGCUGCUGCGCCUGCUGCCGGCCGAGGGCGGGGCGCGCCCACACUACCGCCUCGCCUAUGGAGACCCCGACAACGACUUCCUACUCAGCAAGCGAGACGGUGCCUGGGCGUUGAGGCUGCGACGACACAUCAAACCCAACGCCAUCUACGAGCGACAACUAGAACUAGAGGCGAGGUUCGUCACCGAUCCGUUUAAGAAACGCUGGCGGCGCCACAUAGACUCCACGCCCGCCCCGCUCAGGCUGUAUGUGUCGGUGAAGAUCGCGCCGCCCAAGCGCUGAAGUGGUUAUGUUUACUGGUUAGUUUGUUAGUUUAGCCCGCGAGGGAGUGACUGUUGUUCCGUCGGCGAUGCCGGCGGCAGUAUUAGUGUUUGUGACGGUGAUUUCAUUAUGUUUUUUAACCCGAAAAGCUCCGAGCUUUAGUUAGCCGGAGUAGGCACCCCUGUAAGGUUGGUUGUUUAUGUUAUGUCAUGGAUUCGUAAACGUCCGAUAGGGUUUGUAGACUUUGUAGGUCCAUAUUGUAUGAACGAACGAGCUAAAUGUGUAAUUUGAAACUGCCUUAAAGUAUAAGUAGGUAACCGAUUUUAUUCGACAUUUUGAAUCGAUAAACAGUCGAUGUUUUGUACCGAAUGCCAGUGAAUAGUCACCAGUGUAUGAUAACGAUAAUGUGUAAGAAUAAUAAGUACAUAAUAAGACUAUUUAUUUUAAUUAUAUCUUUGCACCGGGAACGCUAGAGUUUCUAUUAAUAAAUAUACUUAUUAAUAAAUAUCUAGGUACAAACCGCCAUAAUAUUUUUCUAUGUAUUUUUUAAAGAACUGACCUGUUAUUGAGACAAAUAAUAACGAAAUGUCAGGUUUUAUUGUUACGAAGCAAUGCAAUAAUUUAAGUACAAAAUGAUUGCAAUAUUUUUUGAUUUGUUAGAAUUUUGUAAAUAUGUGUAUACAGAUAAAAGUAAUAUAAAUAAACUUAUUGUUAGACAUCUAAAGAUAUUUUUAGUAAGUUUUAACUGAAUAAAACCGAUUAUAAUACAGUAU
Messenger RNA from Plutella xylostella (diamondback moth), 10354 nucleotides. NCBI's taxonomy places the organism in Eukaryota, Metazoa, Arthropoda, Insecta, Lepidoptera, Plutellidae. The record is from RefSeq and is a predicted model, not a curated record.